Messenger RNA from Punctularia strigosozonata HHB-11173 SS5, 678 nucleotides. RefSeq lists its product as uncharacterized. The record is from RefSeq and is a predicted model, not a curated record. The transcript has 2 exons. Bases 295 to 600 code for a protein of 101 amino acids. Lineage: Eukaryota; Fungi; Basidiomycota; Agaricomycetes; Corticiales; Punctulariaceae.
CUUGUCCUUCUGAACCAUGCGCUUCUUCCGAGUCGGUACGGGGUCACCGUACGCCUUUUCAGCGUCGUUCCUUCUGCAAAAGCUUGCGGUACAAAACAUAGGGUCUCAAGGUUUCAACAUCAGCCACUCUCAAAGCCUCUGUCUACCCUUCGUCUCCCGUUUUGGACCUGCAGAUCCACAUGGAGAAGAGCCGGAGUCAACACCCUCCGCUGUUUGAUAGGGUGCACGGUUGGCGAUUUUUCAGCGCUCUGGAUCCUCCAGAGCUACUACCCCGGAUUGGGUAUGAGUAGCGUCAUGGCUAUGUCCAUGACCUCGGGGAUUACGACCUCGAUCAUUCUCGAGACAAUACUGCUCCGUCGCGGAGCCGACCAGCUUUCCUGGUCAAUGGCUGCUCGUACCGCCAUGGGCAUGAGCAUGGUCUCGAUGCUGGCCAUGGAAGUGGCGGAGAAUUUGGUCGAUUAUCAUCUAACGGGUGGUGUGGUUGCAUUCGGAGAUCCGAAAUUUUGGCUGGCAGCGGCGGUUUCCAUCGGUGCUGGAUACUUGGCGCCGUUGCCUUACAACUACCUGCGUCUGAGGAAGUACGGAAAAGCAUGUCAUUGAGUACCAUCGGAUACUAUUUAUCAUCUACGAGGAAGGUCCUCCGCGACGUAAAAGUAGCUCGACCCAAUGCAUAUGCUU